Thlaspi arvense is the source of this 768-nucleotide messenger RNA. The record is from the annotation of a GenBank genome assembly. NCBI's taxonomy places the organism in Eukaryota, Viridiplantae, Streptophyta, Magnoliopsida, Brassicales, Brassicaceae.
AUGGAAAAACGGAGCUCCAUUAAAAGAAACAGAGGACUGAGAUUACCACCUGGUUUCCGGUUUCACCCGACCGAUGAAGAGCUCGUGGUUCAAUACUUGCGUCGAAAAGUGUCCAAAUUACCCUUACCGGCUUCUGUUAUACCGGAAAUCGAUAUCUGUAAAGCCGAUCCAUGGGAUUUACCAGGUGAUUGUGAUUCAGAGAGGUACUUUUUUAGCACGAGGGAAGCUAAAUACCCAAACGGAAACCGGUCGAACCGAUCAACCGGUUCGGGUUACUGGAAAGCGACUGGGAUCGAUAAGCAAAUCGGAGGGAAGAAGCUUGUUGGGAUGAAGAAAACUCUGGUUUUCUACAAAGGGAAACCACCGAACGGGACAAGAACCAAUUGGGUUCUUCAUGAAUAUCGCCUCGUUGAUUCGCAGGAAGAGUCACACGGAGAGAACACGAAUUGGGUUCUGUGCAGAGUGUUCUUGAAGAAGCGGAGCAAUAAUCAUAAGAGGAAAGAAGAUGAGAGAGAGAGGGAGAAAGAGAGAGAAAGUGACGACGAGGACAAGAGUGCUUGUCCGAUAUUCUAUGACUUUAUGAGAAAAGACAGGAAGAAAAGAAGAUUCUGCGAUUUGAAUUUGACUCCUACGUGUUGUAGCUGUUGUUCUUCUUCUUCAGCGUCUUCGUCGGGUUGCUCAAGUGCUUUAACUCAGACAUCUUCUAAUGACUCUGAUAAUCACGAAGAAAUUAGUUGUCGGGAAAUUAAGUUUUGUUUGUUUCUGUAA